Darwinula stevensoni is the source of this 3059-nucleotide messenger RNA. The record is from the annotation of a GenBank genome assembly. NCBI's taxonomy places the organism in Eukaryota, Metazoa, Arthropoda, Ostracoda, Podocopida, Darwinulidae.
GUCCCAUUCUUGGCUUGAAUAGAACAUGUCAUUCAUGAUUAAAUAUCAUUCAUUUAAACAUUGAACUUACUGGUUUUGGAUGAAAUCAUGAUAAAUAUUUCACUCUCUACAGUGCAACAAAGAGCCUAAGUUUAACAUGAGCACCAAGCAAGUUAAACAAGUGGCUGCUUAAAAUUAGUUGAAGCUGUCUAAGCUUUAGAGGCCCAUUUCUUGGUUUAGAAGACUCACUGGGUAUGUUUUUUCUUUCCCAUAUCUCUCUCCACUUGGGAAGGCCAAGCAACUAUAUCCCAGAAGCUAGUCGGUGGCCCUUGGAUGAGGCAAACAUAUCAUUUUGUUGGGGACCCUAGGAGGAUGGGAGAUGCAGUCAAAGAUGUGUUUGGAUUCACUCCAGAAGAUGUCAAUUGGCUCCAUGGCAGUUUUGAUGAAGAUAGUUUCUCAAAUGGAGAGCAUCCAUUACACCUGACAAGAUGGUGGGCUCAUCAACCUGGAAUCUCAUCUGUGGAUGAAGCACAUUGGGUGGCAUCCACUGUGUACAUGACAGGACCUGAAAUGAGUGAUAGCCCAGCCACCUUCACCACUGUAACCACCUCUAUUCAGGAUCCUUUGAUUCCAAUUCACCCCAGUCCUACUGAACACACCCCUCCUUCUAGACCACUCCCUCAAUUUGACAGGCAUCCAGAAGAGAAAUUUUGGAUUCGCACUGUGAUUUCCAAUGUUCCUGGUCAUCUGGAUGAUACCCUGAUGGAAGAUGUACGACGGAAGCUGGAACGGAUGUAUGAGUAUGCAUUCAUUAGACACCAGCAGAUACAUCUUGGCACAUUUCCAAGGAGUUCUCAGCGAAGGAAGAGGCGUGUAAGCUCUCUCAAUAUCAGAGUCCAGAUGGUGAAGAGCUCUAUGAUGAAGCCAGAUACAAUGGAGACAAUUUAUUAUGUCCUCCAUGAAGAGAGACCAGUCUUAUCCUCUAGUGCCGUGCACGAUCUCCUUCUUCUGGGAGAUGAAGAAAGGAUCAAGCAUGUUUCACCUUACUCCUUGGUGCUCACUGAAGAAUAUCUGCAUGGAAAUAAUGGGGAAUCAGAGAAGCGCUCCUGGGUGAUUGGAGCAAUUGUUGGUGGUGGAUUUCUAAGCCUCCUCCUCAUUGCUCUCCUGCUGUUUCUCAUCAAAUACAUAAAAAAGUCAAGACCCACAAGAAGAGAAUCCACCCAGUGCAUUCAAAAUGAGCAGCAAGUUUUUGAGGAAUCACAUUCAGGGCCAGUUGGUACCAUCAACCUAGGCUUUGAUCCUGGCGAGUCUGAGGAUAACAAGGUUGUUGAUAGCCCUAGCCAACACUCAGAGAAGAAGUUGCUCACGGGUUCUACCUUAGGACAGAGAAAAAGAAAUGGAAGAGGGAAGAGACCAACAGAACACCAGUGGAGCUCCCAUGAAAGAAGAGGGAAAGGGAGGGAAGAGGAUGAAGAGGAGGAAAGGAUGAGUGAGGAAAUCGAAGGAAGAGGGAAGAGAGAUGAGAUGAAACUCAGCCGAGGGGCAAUCAUUACAGACAUGGAAGAGGAAGAUGUGGAAAAAGGAUCAGGCAGAGAAGAGGAAAAAUUUGGUAGACUGAAAAAGAAACCAGGACGUCCCAUCAGUGCCAUCAUCAGGGAGGCCAGUGAAAGCCCUGCACCCUCCGUUUCCUUUGUUGAUGAAAAUGUUCAAAUCGAACCUGAGCUUCACGAUGCUUUCACACAACCAGAUUCCUUCAUACUUCAUGGUGAAGCAGAUGCACACAAUGAAGGAUGCAUAGAUGAAGGAGAGGAGGGGAUAGGAAAAAUGAAGGUGAAAUUCCAUGAGAUUCUGGAUGAUGCAUUCCGAAUGUUUACUCCUCAAUCCUCAAAGGGCAAUCGCGUUAGUAUAGCUUCAGUGGAAAUUUCCCGUGAGGGUAUUACAGAAGGGGAAAGCAUCUCUGUUCCUGGUAUCCGUGCAAAGUCUGCCGAUGUCAGAGUGGCAUUUGAAAGGCCAGAGAAAGCAAGGCCAAUCUCCGCCAUCCUGAGAGGGGAUGACAGAAGCUCCCGUCAUCCCACAGUUCCCCCUCCAAGUCCUGAUUCCCGGGAUGGAGGCAGAAGUCCAAUAGUUCCCAAGUCUGCCUGGUUGGGAAGUGGAAAAGGACGUCCCGGGUCAGGAAUAGAAUUACGAGAUCCUGAGAGUGGACUUCAUGCUUUUGAUCCUGCCAUUCCUGUCAUCAGAGCUAUCAAAAGGGAGCUGCAAAAGUUUGGCCCCCCUGAUGACUCUGACAAGAACAUGUGAUUAAAGUUGUGUUACAUCCCAUGAGGAUGGUCCACUGGUACCAGAAUAGUAUCUGUCACCAACUCCAAUAUCUAGUCUCUUUUUUUAUCAUUUUAAUGCACAAGCAUGCAAGCUGCUAGUUAUCUCAGUCUAGUCCACUCUCUACGUGUUGUGAUCAAGGCACAUACUUGAAAGUUACUCUACACCCUUUCUCCAAUUUCAACUCUACCAGCACUCCUCAGCCUCAUACUUGACUCAGAUGUAAAUCUAAAAAAUAUUGAAAUUCAUACUGUACAAUUCUUGACAGUUGCCCUCAGCCUUUUUUACCCAAGAGCACCAAUAGAAAAUUUCAAGAGCCUAAAGAGGUUAAGGGAAACACCAUUGACCUACCAAUGAACAUGAAGGAUGUUACUUGUGAACUGAAAAUUGUUCUAUACCCAUGUAGACCUAACAUGAGUGACUCACAACUUCCAAUUUUACUUCUUUUCAGAGUGUGCUCACUCUAGAUUCAGUUCUUUUCUUGGUAUUGUUAAGUAGCACUGGCACAUGAGUACCAUGUUGUGAACUACUGCUUUAAGAGAAUCCAUUAUAUAGUACAACAUAUAUCAUUGUUGUGUGUGAUUUGCAUUACUGUUUGUUUUUGAGAAUUCAUUGAGUACUAAGUAAGAUCAUUGCCCUGAUUACUGCAAUGCUCCUGAUUCCGUCCAUUGAAGAGUACUUGAGUACAAAUAUGGAAAAAUUAUAUUGUUUUCCUUUCUUGGCUUUUUUGUAUUCUUUUUUAAAAUAAAUAUGAAUUUCGUACA